CUUAGUGCUGGACUUUUCUCCGAUGACAACCCAUCACCAUGGAUAUGUCAAUCUUCAUAGUGGCUGGCCUCCUGGUGCAUUGUGUGUUCCUGAUCUCUAUUUUUGAUAUUUACUUCACUUCUCCUUUGGUUCACGGUAUGCCUCCUCAUCAGACAAUGCUGCCACCGCCUGCCCGGCGCUUAGUACUUUUUGUUGCAGACGGCCUCCGUGCAGAUUCCCUCUAUGAGCUGGAUGAUAACAAUACAUCUGUGGCUCCUUACCUAAGGAAUAUCGUAACAUCCAAAGGCAGCUGGGGGGUUUCUCAUACUCGUGUCCCAACAGAGUCUAGACCAGGGCAUGUCGCUCUCAUAGCUGGAUUUUAUGAAGAUGUCAGCGCUGUUGCCAGAGGAUGGAAAGAAAACCCAGUGGAAUUUGAUUCACUCUUCAAUGAAAGUAAAUACGCUUGGAGUUGGGGCAGUCCCGAUAUUCUCCCUAUGUUUGCGAAAGGUGCCAGCGGGGAUCAUGUUUAUACGCACUGUUAUGAAGCGGAAAGUGAAGAUUUUGGAGCCAAAGAUGCCACUGUGCUGGACUCUUGGGUUUUCGACCAUGUUAAGGAUUUUUUCAGCUCUGCUAGAAACAAUGAAACUCUGUUUUCUAAGCUGCAUGAGCAGAAAAUUGUUUUCUUCUUGCACUUAUUAGGGAUAGACACAAAUGGGCACGCUCAUCGACCUCAUUCAAGCGAGUACAAGAGGAACAUCGGGAAAGUUGACGAAGGCAUAAAAGAAAUUGUGUCGCUGGUUGAGGAUUUUUACGGAAAUGACAGCAACACAGCUUUUAUCUUGACCUCAGACCACGGAAUGACAGAUUGGGGGUCUCAUGGGGCUGGUCAUCCCUCAGAGACUUUAACGCCGUUAGUUGCCUGGGGUGCAGGAAUCAAAUCUCCACAGCGAGUCUCUUCCCAGCAAUUCGAAGACGAAUUUUUGAAAGAGUGGAAACUGGAGACGUGGAGGCGGCAGGAUGUCAACCAGGCUGAUAUUGCACCUCUGAUGGCUUCUCUCAUCGGAGUUCCUUUCCCUCUGAAUUCUGUGGGAAUUCUGCCUUUGGGAUACCUGAACAACACAGCUCGUUUUAAGACAGAAAGCAUGUUUACGAAUGCUGCUCAGAUCCUCGAACAGUUUAAGGUGAAGAUGGCUCAGAGGAAGAAAACCACGUUACCAUUUCUGUUCUCGCCGUUCAAGUCUCUUUCUGAUUCAGAACAACUAGACUUUCUCAGAAAAGCAAGGACUUCUAUUCAGCAUGAAAAAUACGAGGAAGGGGUAUCUCUUUGCAGUCAGCUGAUCAGUCUGGCUUUAGAAGGACUGUCGUAUUACCAUACCUAUGACAGAUUCUUCCUAGGCACAAGCGUCGCCCUGAGUUUUGUAGGAUGGACAUCUUACGUUAUUCUGGUCAUUAUAAAGGCGGAGGCAGGUCUGAGCUGGAGGACCCCAAAUAAGGAGAUGAUCAGUCUUCUCUGGUAUGCCUUUUCCGCUGUUGGAGUACUGAUAGCUAUUUUCCUGCUCAUUCAGAGCCUGCCGUGGACUUAUUACAUAUAUUGUCUGUUACCGGUCCCCAUAUGGCAUGCCGUUUUAAAAGAAUACCACGUCAUUCAAGCACUGGCCACGUCUCUCCUGAACCUGCCAUGGACUCAUUCUGUUGGAUUUCUGCUAGCAUCUGCUAUGGGAAUUGAAAUAUUAGUCUUCUCCUUUUUCUACCGCUCCAUGCUUAGCUUUGGCCUGAUCUCCUUUUCGAUGUGGCCCUUGGUCAGUCGGCUGUGGACUCAAGCUAAGGCAACGAUGCUAAGCUGGAUUCUUUCCUGUUUGCUUCUGUCCGUCUUCCCCUUGAUGCCUGUCGUAGGAAGAGAUCAAAAUAUUCCUCUGGUAACAGCAGCGGGCUUCUUGGUCCUCCUAUCUUCAUCCUGCCUGGUGGCCUUACUUUGGAAAAGCAAGAAAAGACACGUGCCUGGUAAAGAUCUCUACCUGUAUCUCAUUCAGUUGCUGAGCCUGGCGCUUUCCUCGUACCUUGUGAAAAACACCCACAGCAGUCUGGAAAGCAAGCAAGGAUUGCCUUUAAUAAAUCAAGUUAUGAGCUGGACAACGCUAGCUUCAUCCUUGAUCGUACCACUGUUAAGCUCUACAGUGCUCUUCUUGAGGCUCCUGAGCAUUUUCCUUUCACUGAUGUCCACGUACCUUCUGCUUAGCACAGGAUAUGAAGCGCUUUUCCCACCAGCCUUGACAUUGUUAAUGUUUGUGUGGAUUACUAUGGAACAAGAAGCGCAGAAAAGUUAUGGAGUUUCACUGAAGCCAAAGCUUGCUGCUCUCAGCUUUUCGCACACGGCCGAUAUAACUGAAUUUCGACAACUGCACGUGGGUGACAUCAGGCGAUCUUUUUUCUACGUUUUUUUCAUAGUGACAGCCUUUUUCGGGACUGGAAACAUUGCUUCUAUCAACAGCUUUGAUCCAGCCUCUGUCUACUGUUUCUUGACCGUCUUCAGCCCUUUCAUGAUGGGAGGCUUGCUACUGUGGAAGAUCGCAAUCCCUUUUCUUCUCGUGUCAUGUGCUUUCGAAGCUGUUCAAGUCACUACACAGCUGUCAUCUAAAAGGCUUUUUCUCAUUGUUCUUGUGAUUUCAGACAUCAUGGCUUUGCACUUCUUUUUUCUGGUUAAAGAUUAUGGAAGCUGGCUGGAUAUCGGAACAAGCAUUAGCCACUACGUCCUGGUCAUGUCCUUUGCCAUCUUCUUGAUGCUUUUAAGUGGACUGUCCCAGCUGCUGACCACAAAGAGACUAGAGCUGUGGAAAAGAACCAAGCGCCAUUCAUUGUGACCAAAUGAAUGAUUGAUAUUUUUUUUUUGAAACCUUCAGUCAACCUGAGGAACAAAUAAAGUUAACUUGAAUACCUGGAAAACUUGAUGCUACAAAUGGCACCUUGAUAACUCUUCCUUCCCUGUUUUUGGGAUCUGAAUCUUAUCUUACAGACACACAGACACAUGCACACACUGGAGUGCGUCGUAAGGAUGCCCGUUGUGCUCAGUACACCACUUGUGAAUCAGGUGGUCGCUAGGACAUCUGAGAAAUCACCUUGGAAAAUAUGACAAGUUCAUGCCAAAAUCUAUUGCCUAUAGCAAGCAUUUUGCCCACUGUGUCUCUCAAUGUUCACUUCUGGAAUUAGUAACGGACCGAAGUGUGGGAAGAUCAACACUGCUCUGUUGGGCUUCAUUAUAGGUCUUUGCUUAUUCCCAAGGAAAGACCACAUUUGGAGACUUUCAUAUAUGAGAUAAGACUGGGGGCGGGGACUCUAAUUAUGUUGUUAUUUUUAAAGGAUGCAUGUUUUAGUGUACAUUUUAAAGAAACUGUUCUUUUUUAAUAAGAAAAUGCGAUGGGUUAAUUUUA
Molecule: messenger RNA, 3404 nt
Organism: Heteronotia binoei (common prickly gecko)
Lineage: Eukaryota; Metazoa; Chordata; Lepidosauria; Squamata; Gekkonidae
Gene: PIGN
Product: phosphatidylinositol glycan anchor biosynthesis class N
Exons: 28
Coding region: 39-2837 (932 amino acids)
Biological process (GO): GPI anchor biosynthetic process
Cellular component (GO): endoplasmic reticulum membrane
Molecular function (GO): mannose-ethanolamine phosphotransferase activity
Source: RefSeq, a predicted model, not a curated record